Messenger RNA from Brassica oleracea var. oleracea, 2047 nucleotides. RefSeq names its product ankyrin repeat protein SKIP35-like. NCBI's taxonomy places the organism in Eukaryota, Viridiplantae, Streptophyta, Magnoliopsida, Brassicales, Brassicaceae. The transcript is spliced from 4 exons. The record is from RefSeq and is a predicted model, not a curated record. Bases 166 to 1773 code for a protein of 535 amino acids.
CAGAGCUCAAAGGCGCAGGGUUUCUCUCAAACCUCAUUUUCCUCCGUCUCUUAGCCUCGCAACGAAGAUCUUUCUCCAGGGCUUGUUCUUGAUCAGUUGGUACGAGACUAGUGUUAUUGUCUGCUUAACUAUUGAAAGGAAGAAGCUUUAGUUGUUCAGUGAGUGAUGAUGGAGAAGAUGGAGAGCGUGAGUGAUAUAGUGAGAGACAAGAAGCUUAAUAGACAGGACAGGAUUGAACUAGGACGACUCUUCCAAGGUUCUGUUAGCUCACAGGACUGGGAGCUUUCAGAGAGGAUGAUUCAUUUAGCUGAUCUGCAGACUCUGAAUGAUCUGCUGUGUAUUAGCUUAGAUUCCAUUUGGUUCUUGACCACAGAGGGAGAGUUACAGGGGAUCACGGGGUUGAUUGGGAAGAUCAUAAGUCAUGGUGCUUGUGACUAUACCAGAGCUACUCUCAGGACUUCUUUUCUCGCUUCGUGCGUCUCUUCUUGUCACAGUCUUACUGAUACUGUUACUGUAAUGGCUCAAAGGUUGCACGAGCGUCUCCAAGAGUGUGACGGUGAUAAAGUCUUAAAAGCAGAAGCAGGUGACAAAGUUCAAAAGUUUACUGAAUGGGCCUUCAAGUGCAUUGGUUUCCACUCUCAUAGCGCUAGAGAUAAAGCUAACCAAGAAUCUGCUGCUGCUGCUGAGAUCCAACUCCAGCUCUCUGCUUUCAAGACGUUCUUGGAUCUUGCAGGAAACAAUCUAUCAGGAAAAGACUUCACAGAAGCCUUUGACGCAGCUUGCUUCCCUCUCACACUCUUCUCCACCUCGUUUAGCCCCGGAUGGGCUUCUGGAAUCUCAGCUAGUGUAGUUCAUGGCUUGCUCGGUAUGCUGGUGGAAGGAGGCGCGGAUAACGUGAACCAAUGCUUUCUUGAAGCUUCUCGUUUUGGAAGCACGGAGCUUGUGAGAAUCUUGUUGCAGAUUGCUCAGAGGAAUAGCUUAGAUGUGGAUGUAGACUUAGCACUAGGUUUCGCCUCUCAUUACAAUAAAAUCGAAACGAUGGACUGCCUUGUGGAAGAAGGCAACGCCGUUGCUUUCUUGAGUCCUUUGAUGAGAGCAGCUGAGAGAGGCUGUGUGCAAGUUGUGGAAUGGUUUGUGAAAAGAGGCUGCCGGGAAAUGGAGCUUUGCUUGGCUCUCACGGCAGCGACUUCGAGCAGCCGGGUGGAGAUCGCUGCUUAUCUCCUCCCUCAUGUGCCGAGACCCGUCCUCGCUGCUCUCAACGCAGAGAUCCUCAAAGCAGCUGGAGAAAGAAGUGGUGGUUCGUUUAAAGGAGUUGAGUUUCUCCUCAAAUCAGAUUUUCUUGAGGAUCCAGUGGCAACUUAUUCAGCUGCAGACACCGUUGCAAAGUCAGAAGACGAGUCUGUUCCUUUAGAAUUGAGAUCGUUUCUCCAAGAGCAUUGGUCAGAGGCUGCAUUCAAGCAAGGAGUGAAGGAAAGCAGAGAUAACUUCAUGAACUUCAUGAGGGUUUUGAAGAUUGGGGAGUCUGCUAUAUGUUUAAAGGAUCUCCCAGCUCCUUUGAGGGUUGCUAUUGCUUACAUGCCGCUGUACAGAGGGUGUGUGAAGGCAGGUGGGAGGUUGCUUUCGCAGAAGCUGAGAGGACAGCUCGUGGAAGCAGUGAAGCAGCUUCAAGGGUUUGAUGUGGACACAGAAGAAGUAUACAAAGGCCAUCAUCAGCUCAUGGCAGUGUUGGAGCAUCACCUUCCUAUUUUUUUGGUCAAAGGUUCUUCACACUGAGCAACAAUGGGAUCCAGCAUCCUAGUUAUUGGGGUUAAAUUUAACCUUAGGAUAGUUGAAAAAGAAUAAGAUCUAAUCACUACAAUUUUGGAUCCGGAUUCAGGUCUAUGAGAAUGUCUCUUUCUCAAUCUCCUAAGUCCUAACCCAUGGGAGAUGAUAACUUUAUAUUAAAAUUUCAACUACAAGAUAUAGUCUUACUUCUGUCUCUGACUUUAGUUGCACAUUUAUCUAGAACCCAAUAGCCAAACCAAAAUUGUUGAAACAGAGUCAAAUU